AUGUAUAAUGAACAUGCUUUUCCCGCACCAAUCAAUUUUCCUCUGAAUGUUUGCGAUGGCAGGAACCCUUGCGCACGAUGUAAAAGCCUCAACACACCCUGUUUGCGCCAAAUCAGAGCGAUCGAGUUCCGCGACCAAGGCCCCGCCUUGCGACAGAAAUAUCGGUCGACGUCGUCGCAGCCCUCGCGCCUCUCACCAGUCUUGGAUCGUGAAGGUGACCCUCCCUUGAGGUCGACCCGGUCCAAUAUCCAAUAUCUGCCGGUUGCCUUUCCGAUCAACGAAACGGUAUCGCAUUCGCUGUCCGUUACCGCCGCCUCAUCCCUGCAGACCCAGGUAUUUACCAACUUCGUCCUAUCAGCCUUCCCCUGCUAUUUCAAAUGCACCGAGACCCAAGUGCCGGUAAAUUGGGUGGAAUAUGUCGAAAAUCGGAGAGGGACUAAUUCAUGUUUCGAUUGGGCUCUCCGCGCUUGCACUACCUCCUAUGCAGGUGCUGUGCACAAUGACCAGCGACUUCUGAAAGAAGCUCGGGUGAUGUAUAUUCAGUCCUUACGGUGCCUGGGCGGGUUGUUGUCCGACGUCUCCACAGCCAAAUCGGACGAGGCCUUGGCGACGGCGAUCACCCUCGCGGUUUAUGAGAAGCACCACUGUACUGAUGCAGACUCGUGGCUAAAACAUGCGUCAGGGAUCCGGACCCUGAUGAAGCUUCGGGGUCCGGCGGCUCAUCUUCAUGGGUUUGGUUGUGCCAUGUACGUCGCUUAUCGAGGCUUCUUAGUCACAGCGGCCCUGAUAUCUGGGGAAGAAUGCUUUCUGCAGGAGCCUGAGUGGCAGGCCCUCAAUGAAGAAAUUGCCGCGAACAAUGCCAAGCUACCCGAUUCAUCCUUGUAUACGGAUGUUGUGGAGCGUGGCUUCCUCGAGGUCCUGAAGAUACCCGGGCAUGUAAAGCAAGUGCGCAAGUUGCUCUCCCUUUCCUUAGAGGAGAGGGCUAGGCGUCAGCCGGACGUCUUGCGUAGCGUUCAGGCCGCCCGCGCGGCGCUUCGAGGGAUUAACACGGAGUUUGGUAUCUCGGUGUCAAUGCGUCGUACUGGUCAAGAUGCUCGACAGAGCUUCAUCGGCCCGUCUCCACAUUUCUUUCUCGACGGCUACUCGACACUUUUCGCGAGUGGUGUUCGCUCGGGCCUGCUGAUCCUCAACCAGCUGGUCCUUGCCAUGGAUCCGACACAGCGAACCUCGCUCGAGUUAGAAUGUCCACUUCUUUCGGGGGAUAGUUGUUCGAGCCCAGCCAGCUCCGAAGGUUCUGUGAUACGUCCUUUAACACCACCGGACUCGCCACAUACGCCGCAGCUAGUAGUAGAGUCCUUGAUCACACCCACGUACAGAAAACCGCCUACGACAGACUGGAUGGAUCACAUUGCAGGGACGAUGGGUAUGGACGGAGUACGGGUGAGUUUGCUUGAAUAACCUUGACAAUUGACGGCGUUGAGUUUCUAUGAGUCUGGAGUUUAGUUGCUUGAAACUGGACCUGGUGUUGUCUCUUCUUGAUACCCCUACAAGUAGAUAGAAAUGUGAAUAUUGAUGAUAUGUAUUGCUGUACUUUGCGGCAGUCACUACUUUGGGAAACGCCCCUUCUGGAUCCUGCUCAUGAAGCGUCUCUUUCCGUGACUACGCUGUUUAGUGUGU
Molecule: messenger RNA, 1677 nt
Organism: Aspergillus pseudotamarii
Lineage: Eukaryota; Fungi; Ascomycota; Eurotiomycetes; Eurotiales; Aspergillaceae
Exons: 2
Coding region: 1-1458 (485 amino acids)
Source: RefSeq, a predicted model, not a curated record